GAGUAUUCAUUCGAGCCAAAGUUCAUUUUGCGUUCAUUUACGACCCGCUCAAACGUCAUAAUUUCUUAGGACUAGGGGAGUUCAUUUUGCGUUAGUCUAUUCACCAGCUCUGUUUAUUUUGGAACGGUAGUCUCUAAAAUGGAAUUGGAUAUGGUUAAUGCAAAGAAUGGAAUGGAUUACUGCGAUACCGAAGAAGAAGAACGAACCAAUUUUUACAACAUUAUUGCCGCUUUCAAAUGUUAUCGAACAAAUUCUUAUGGUCAAAUUAAUCACAAAGAAGCUUACCUGAACUCUUUGCCCGCGAAUCAUCAAGAAAUGUUGUUUAAGUACCGAGACCACCUUCAAAAGAUUCGGUACUGCAUCGAUCAGAACCACAAAGUCAUUAAAAACAUCAUUCAGGACGCCGACUGUUUGUUCCAUAAUGAAACGGAUAAUGUGCGCCAAACCCAGCAGAUCACUGUGCCACCAAAAGUUCGUUUUCAAGACGUUCACAAGGUGCAAAUAACCUUGAAGCAAAUAUUCCGCGAUUGGAGUGCGGAAGGACACAUGGAACGAGAACAAUGCUACAAGCCAAUCAUCGAUGAAAUAACCGAUUUCUUCAAUCCACAUAAAUGUAAAAUAGAAGACGUUAAAGUACUGAUUCCCGGGGCGGGACUAGGCAGGCUCAUUUAUGAAAUAGCCUACAGAGGAUAUUAUUGCGAGGGAAACGAAUUUUCUUUGUUUAUGCUCAUAGCAUCGAACUUCGUAUUAAACAGAUGUGUAAUCGAGAAUCAAUGUACUUUUUACCCUUGGGUCCAUCAAUACGUUAACAAUCUCAGUGGGAGCAAUCAAAUCGAAGCCAUAACCUUUCCCGACGUCAGUCCUACGAAGUUUCCGCCCAAGGGUACAAUGAAUAUGGUGGCAGGCGAUUUUUUACAGGUUUAUCGCGAUGCUGACUACUGGGACUGUGUGGCCACGUGCUUCUUCAUUGACUGUGCCAACAACAUAAUUGAGUUCGUGGAAGUGAUUUACAACAUACUAAAGCCAGGUGGUAUUUGGGUAAACCUAGGACCAUUGCUGUAUCACUUCAGCGAUGUUGCAAGCGAAAACAGCAUAGAACCAUCCUACGAAGAUCUCAUCGUUAUUAUACGUUCCGUAGGUUUUACAAUUGUUAAAAAUAAAACCGAUGUCGUAACCAAAUACGCACAAAAUCCUACCUCUAUGCACCAAAGCGAGUACAAAAGUAUAUAUUUGGUUUGUCAAAAACCGAACCUCUUCGAUUAGGUUACAAGCUUUGGUUGCAGAAUCAAUCU
Armigeres subalbatus is the source of this 1292-nucleotide messenger RNA. Its product is annotated as carnosine N-methyltransferase. The coding region runs from base 139 to 1263 and encodes 374 amino acids. Lineage: Eukaryota; Metazoa; Arthropoda; Insecta; Diptera; Culicidae. The record is from RefSeq and is a predicted model, not a curated record. Gene Ontology annotation, molecular function: carnosine N-methyltransferase activity. Gene Ontology annotation, cellular component: cytosol; nucleus. Gene Ontology annotation, biological process: carnosine metabolic process. The transcript is spliced from 8 exons.